Aspergillus caelatus is the source of this 1603-nucleotide messenger RNA. Its product is annotated as alpha/beta hydrolase. The transcript has a single exon. Bases 148 to 1068 code for a protein of 306 amino acids. The record is from RefSeq and is a predicted model, not a curated record. NCBI's taxonomy places the organism in Eukaryota, Fungi, Ascomycota, Eurotiomycetes, Eurotiales, Aspergillaceae.
GGCACAUCCGCGUCAUCAUCUCGGCAGCCUAACCAAUGCAGUAAGGUCAUUAUAAACUUGCUGGGUCGCAUUAUUCGAAUAGGGGCCGUCUUCCCUGACCAACUACAUCAACUGCGGUCUGCCAAUACCGACGAUAAUAAGCCAAAGAUGUCUGAGGUCGAUUCCAUCGCUAUGGCAGUUAGGGGGAAAGAGAUCACCGGGCUGGAUAUUUAUCAGACGAGUGCAGAGAGCAUCACGGCAGUUAGGGUAGAAGAGUUAGUUUCUGAAAUGAACGCAGAUCAACCCACCGGAGGCACAGACAUGGCAUAUGGGAAGAAAGACACCCAGCAUCUACGCUUUUGGAAGACCACAUCAUCCAAGGCUCCCAUUAUUAUCUUCGUCCAUGGCGGCAGUUGGCGAUCAGGAACAAAUUUGGAUUUAAUUGGCUCAGCCAAGGUUGAUCAUUUGAUCAGCAAGGGCUAUGCCUUUGCUACCGUCAACUACACACUCAUCCCCUCCAUCACUGUCGAAGAGCAGGUGCAGGAGGUGGCCGACUCGGUAGGCUACCUGGUCAAGAACGCAGCUAGACUUGACUUUGAUCCCGACCGGGUCAUUCUGAUGGGGCACAGUUCCGGUGCGCACGUUGUUACCCUAUUGGGGACUGAUCCAAGUUACGUGGAGCGUGCAGGAAUCAGUCUUGAUAUCAUCCGCGGUGUUAUCUCCCUGGAUGGCUCGAAUUACAACGCACUUGCUGAAAUCACCGACAGUCCUGGGCCAGUCGCGGACAACACAAUUUACGGACUCGGUAGCGAUCCCGAGCGACUACACGCUAUGUCACCUACUUAUCAUGCUCACGCGCCUAAUGCCGGUGCUUUCCUGCUUCUCCAUGUCCAUAGACAAGGGGGUGUUCGCCAGGCAGUUGAACUAGUUGCGGCGCUGAAGGCUGCAGGUACGGAUGCUGUUCUGCGCGUGUUCGAGGGUCAGGGGUUCGAAGGCCACGUCCAAAUGCUUCUUCGGCUGGGUGACCCGGCCUAUCCGGCGACUUUGGUUAUGGAUGAAUGGCUCAGAACACACGUUCCAGUCGAUUAGUAUCUCAGCAAAGAGCGGUUGGCCGCGUACCCAUUUGACUUACUCUUCUGCGGACGGUUUCAAUGUGCUCAAUACAACCGGUUGGGCUGGACGGGUUCGCUGGGAUUGGCUCGCGUUUGAAGUUCUGUGUCUAAAUAUGCUUAAGCGACAGAUAUACACCUGAAAACACAUACGUCUUGAGAAUUUCAGUCCUUCCAAAUGACGCUUCGAAGACUCGAUCCUUGAGUUUGGGUCAAUCAGCCCAAUAAUAGAUCAAAUGGGGACACGAUCACGGAUCUAUGUCAUAUAUUUCUCAUCCCAGACUACCCUACUAUCCAUGCCUCUCCGCAGGUUUGGAUCAUGAUGCAUUGAGUACAGCUGAGCGGAGGGGAUCUCUACCUUUCAUAACUUGUGGAUGUAUGUACUUAAAUGUCUUAAGUGGUGUCCAGUGGGUGGGGUAUGGCUACUAAACUUUUCUUAUAUUUAUAUUAACCACUGGGUGCGCAGCCCAGUGUAGCUACGCAAUAGUUAUUGAGCAAGUUUCAAAGUAUUCUCA